Messenger RNA from Rhizophagus irregularis DAOM 181602=DAOM 197198, 1267 nucleotides. The record is from RefSeq and is a predicted model, not a curated record. NCBI's taxonomy places the organism in Eukaryota, Fungi, Glomeromycota, Glomeromycetes, Glomerales, Glomeraceae.
AUGACUGAAUUUCCUGCCCCGUUAGUGGGGUUUCAGCUUAAGAAUAAUUUUUCAGUUAUGUGCCAUUUCCAGCUGUUUGAUUAUUAUGAUGGUGACAUUCCUGCGUUCACAAUCAACGUUUUUGACUCGACAAAUCAAACAUUAGCUCAAGAUAUGUACGAAGCACUAGUUAAUAACAAGUAUUAUUCCGAUUCAUCGCCUCUUUCUGCGUCAGUCUACCGGACAAAUAGAUAUUUUCUGGGGAGAAAUUAUGUAAAUUUACCAUGUCCGAAUGACAAGGAAAAUCACCAGAACGAUUGUAGAAUCCAUCAAGGAUUUCCUCCAGAACGCGAAACGCUAACAUAUAUUACAGCAUUUGUUUAUUUAACCACGAGAAACGACUCAUGGUACGCGGAUGCUGCGGCAGGUUUCAUGCUCGACCCGAAUAGCUUCUUACUUGAAGAACAAACUGAGCAACGGAAUAAGAAUGCAUUGUCCGUUAUUUCUAAUGUUUUGUCUAUUUUUGGAGCACUAUUCACAUUUUACGCCCUUCUAUUUGGCGUUAGCUCUAUUAAACCAUGGGGAUUUAUGCAUAAACGUGUUUUUAAUAGCACAACAAAGAAAACUCUUAAUGAAAAGUUGAAGCCGAAACCUACAUUAUUAUUUUCAGCAAAUCCUGAAUAUGACAAUUUAGAUCUUAAAGAAGAACUUAUUGGUUUAAAGGAAUUCCUUAAACUUUAUGUCGUCAAUAUUAGUUGGUUAGAAGAAGACAACAUAAAAACAUCAAAAAAGGACGACAGAAAGACAUCAGAAAAAGAUGACAAAAAGACAUCAAAAGAAGACGACAAAAAAACAUCAGAAGAAGACGACAGAAAGACAUCAGAAUAAGACGACAGAAAGACGUCAGAUGAACACGACAAAAAGACAUCAGAGGAAGACGAUAAAAGUAAAUGACAAGGAGUUUACAAUUGUUAUUACUAAACUUAAUUCUAAAAUUUAUAUAUAAAGGUUUUCCUGGAUGUGGACGAGAUGAUUCGAUUAAAAAUUUGACCAGUGGGAAACUAUAUAAAGUGAUGGAAUUUAUAAAUAAUAACAGAUAAUUAAAUUAUCAUCUUAUUCUUGAAGUUUGUUAAAAUUAUUACUAUUUUAAUAAAUCUUCAAUUUAAAAACAGAAAUUCAAUUGAUACGUAUAAUAAAUUUAGGGUAUUACUAAAUAUCACUAGUUGUGACGGUCACCAGUGGUGAAUUUAUGAUGUAAUGCCGGCCAAGAUUUUUAAUUCUGGCCAAA